Molecule: messenger RNA, 2073 nt
Organism: Nelumbo nucifera (sacred lotus)
Lineage: Eukaryota; Viridiplantae; Streptophyta; Magnoliopsida; Proteales; Nelumbonaceae
Source: RefSeq, a predicted model, not a curated record
CACUUAACUUUGUGGAAAUUGGGAAGCAGAGAAAGAGAAUGUCGUCGUCCUCGUCCAUCAUGCAAUAAGGCCUGGAAGCAACUGCGGGGAAAUAUCUUAAACAUCCGAUUAGGGUUUAUUUUGGGAGCUUUCCAGGUCUUACCAGAUUCUACUUGUUUAUUUGGAUUACAGGACUUUUGAUGGGUUGGAAUACAAUGAUAUAGCUUAUCCUGCACAGGAAAUAAAUUAAGAAGUUUGGAAGGUCUGGAUCCUCUCUGGAUAUCAAGUUAUCAGAAAGGUUUAGAUGGGGGCUUUUUUGAGCUUGUCUGGUAACAGAGCUAGGGCAAGUGAGUACAGUGAGGUUUCUCAAAGGGAAACCUGCAAGAGACAGAGAAUGUUCUCAAGUGAUAGUCAGGAGAAUCCAAGACUGAUUCCUAGUCUCCCUGAUGAGUUAUCACUACAAAUCCUUGCUAGACUUCCAAGAGUUAACUACUUGAAUAUGAAGUUGGUAUCAAGGAGCUGGAAAAAUGCAGUUACGAGCUCAGAACUCUUCAGUUGGAGAAAAGAACUUGGAACAACAGAAGAAUGGCUUUAUUUAUUGACUAAGGUUGAUAGUGAUAAGCUUUUAUGGCAUGCGUUGGACCCUUCUUCCAGAACAUGGCAGCGGUUGCCACCAAUGCCAAAUGCUGCUGACAAAGAAGAAUCUAGGAGGGCAUUGUAUGGGCUUCGGAUGUGGAAUGUGAUUGGCUCAAGUAUCAAGAUUGCAGAUGCCAUCAGAGGAUGGCUUGGAAGGAGGGAUGGAUUUGAUCGAAUGCCAUUUUGUGGUUGUGCUGUUGGGGCAGUUGAUGGAUGUCUCUAUGUUUUAGGUGGAUUCUCUAGAGUUUCAGCCAUGAGAUGUGUUUGGAGAUAUGAUCCAAUUCAAAAUGUGUGGGAAGAAAUGACCUCAAUGUCCAUGGGUAGGGCCUAUUGUAAGACUGGCAUCUUAAACAACAAACUUUAUGCUAUUGGAGGGGUCAGUAUCAGUCAAGGUGGAUGUACUCCUCUUCAAUCCGCUGAAGUAUUUGAUCCUCAGACUGGGGUAUGGUCCCAAGUACCAAACAUGCCAUUCUCAAGAGCUCAAGUGUUACCUACUGCCUUUUUGGCUGACAUGCUAAAACCUAUUGCCACUGGAAUGACUUCAUAUAGGGGAAGGCUAUGUGUACCUCAGAGUCUAUAUUCUUGGCCCUUUUUUAUUGAUGUUGGAGGAGAGGUUUAUGAUCCUGAAACAAAUUCCUGGGAUGAAAUGCCAGUUGGCAUGGGGGAGGGUUGGCCUGCAAAGCAGGCUGGAACAAAAUUGGGUGUUGUAGUAGAUGAAGAGUUAUAUGCAUUAGAUCCAUCUAAUUCUCUAGAUAGUGGCAAGAUCAAGUUAUAUGAUUCCCAAGAAGAUACUUGGAAAGUUGUUAUAGAGAAGGUCCCUAUUCGUGAUUAUACUGAUUCCGAAUCUCCCUAUUUACUUGCUGGUUUUCUUAGAAAGCUUCAUGUAAUUACUAAAGAUGCCAAUCAUGACAUUACAGUCCUGCAGGCUGACCCACACAGUCAUUUAAGCCUAUCUCCUAUAGCAGUGUCUCCAUGUGAACGACAAAGCUCAUUUGCAGAAGCAGAAAGAGAUGUCUGGAAGGUCAUUGCCACUAAAAGUUUUGGUUCUGCUGAACUGGUUAGCUGUCAGGUCCUUGAUAUCUAAGAACAUGACAAGUUAUGUAAUUUUUCCUCUUCUUAUGAUGCCAAUGUCUUUUGAAUCUGCCACCUGCUACAGAAUUUGAACAUCAAAAUACUUUACCGCAAAGGAGUUAGACUGUCAUCAACAUGGACUUAGAAAGGCACAAGCACAAGAUUGGAUUGAUGCAGAUUAAAAUUCCAUGAAGCUUAUUGCUAAAUUCAUCAUUAUAUCUGUACCUUCAUCUGCUUUAUGAAAUAAGUUGCUACAUUAUGAAUAUGGUGAAUAAUUUCAUAUUUAUCAUACAAACAAGUUAAUCACUGUCCCCUCAUGUCUAGAAUUGUACAAGUUUGUUCAGAAGUCCUCGUCUUUGUGGGUUAUGAAUACAAUUUCUUCUCAUA